Messenger RNA from Gossypium raimondii (Peruvian cotton), 810 nucleotides. Its product is annotated as beta-amyrin 11-oxidase. The record is from RefSeq and is a predicted model, not a curated record. Gene Ontology annotation, biological process: multicellular organism development; brassinosteroid homeostasis; sterol metabolic process. Lineage: Eukaryota; Viridiplantae; Streptophyta; Magnoliopsida; Malvales; Malvaceae. Gene Ontology annotation, cellular component: endoplasmic reticulum. The transcript has 6 exons. The coding region runs from base 1 to 810 and encodes 269 amino acids. Gene Ontology annotation, molecular function: iron ion binding; heme binding; ent-kaurenoic acid monooxygenase activity.
AUGGUUGGCCAAUUUUCAACAACAAGGCAUAUUGAAGACGUUGUGAUCACUUCAUUGGAAGAGCUUGCUACCAUGAACCGACCAAUCAAGUUUUUCAAUGAAAUGAAGACGAUUGCCUUAAAUGUUAUUGCAAAAGUUUCCCUGGGUUCCACUCAGGAUUCCAUUCUUUGGUCGAUGGUGAAAUAUUACACAGAAUUGUCUCCGGGUAUUCUUUCCAUGCCCAUUAAUAUCCCUGGUUUUGCAUUCCAUCGAGCACUCAAGACUAAAGAUGAACUAGAUGAAAGAAGACGGAAAACAGUAGCAGAGAGGAAGAAAGGAAUGAUGGAUUUACUUAUGGAAGUAGAAAACGAGAUUGGAGAAAAGUUGGAGGAUAAGCAUAUCAAUGACUUAUUGCUGCUGAUAUUGUUCUCGGGUCGUGAAACCGCAGCGCACACUGCAAUGUGGGUCAGAUUAGAAUUGGUUUUGGAGCACACAAGAAGAGCAACAGGCGAUCAUAAAGAGAAGACCAUCCUCCCAGAAAGUCUCACCCUCACUGAAAUCAAAGAAAUAGAAUAUCUACCCAAGGUGAUUGAUGAGUCUUUGCGAAGAAACUAUUUUGCAUUCGCAAUUUACCGGAAGGUGGUAGCUAAUGUUAACAUUAAUGGUUAUACCAUACCAAAAGGAUGGAAAGUUUUGGUGUGGCCCACGGCUAUUUACAUGGAUCAUAUCGUGAACUCUAAGAGCACGUUUGGUUCGCUAAGCAAAGAUUCAAAGGAGGAUCUUUCAUUCCCUUUGGAUCAGGAAGUAAAAUCUGCCCUGGAGCUGAUUUAG